Microdochium trichocladiopsis is the source of this 1557-nucleotide messenger RNA. Its product is annotated as xanthine/uracil permease family protein-like protein. Gene Ontology annotation, biological process: transmembrane transport. Gene Ontology annotation, cellular component: plasma membrane. Gene Ontology annotation, molecular function: purine nucleobase transmembrane transporter activity. The record is from RefSeq and is a predicted model, not a curated record. The annotation marks the transcript as partial. Lineage: Eukaryota; Fungi; Ascomycota; Sordariomycetes; Xylariales; Microdochiaceae. The transcript has 9 exons.
CAGUCCACGUUCGGUCGGGUCUUUCGCCUUGACGGUUCAGGUCAUCCAAAAACAAUACAAGGCGCCCAUUUUGUCAGGGAGUUCAGAGCAGGUUUGACCACAUUUGCCACCAUGGCCUACAUCAUCGCAGUAAAUUCGACCGUGCUUUCGGAGUCUGGGGGAACGUGCAAGUGCCCACCACAUGUCACCACAAAGGGCUGUGUCGGCAAUACGGAAUACGAGGCGUGUCUCCUCACUCUGAAACAUGACCUUAUAACAGCAACUUGUGCAAUCGCUGGGUUCUCAAGUAUACUGUUUGGCUUCUUGACGAAUCUGCCCGUUGCUCUGGGACCUGGAAUGGGGCUCAACGCAUACUUCACAUACCAAGUCGUUGGCUGGCACGGCAGUGGCCCAAUUCCAUACAGAGUCGCCCUGACCGCUAUCUUUGCUGAAGGAUUCAUAUUCAUGUUCUUGGCCUUGACUGGUAUGCGCCAAUGGCUCGUGCGGGCGAUACCAUCGACCAUCAAGACAGCUUGUGGUGUAGGCAUUGGGUUGUUCCUCACCGAGAUUGGGCUCUCGUAUUCCGCAGGCCUAGGUGUUAUUACUGGAGGCUUCGCCACACCACUGACAAUUGGAGGCUGCCCUGCCGAGUAUCUUGACUCGAGAGGCGAGUGUUCCAGCCACAUCAUGACGAGUCCUUCCAUGUGGAUUGGCAUCACACUUGGCGGAUUGCUCAUCGCUUUCUUGAUGGCGUUCAAGGUCAAGAGUGCAAUAGUGAUUGGAAUCAGCCUGGUGACUGUAAUCUCAUGGCCGCGCGAUACAUCAUUCACAUAUUUUCCGUACACUGAAGCCGGAGACGCUCGUUACAGUUUCUUCAGUAGAGUCGUCGCUUUCCAGCCUAUGGAAAUGACGCUGGCACAGCAGGAAUGGAGCCUGACUGGCUCGACGGCGGCCCAGUUCGCUCUCGCACUACUGACCUUCCUAUAUGUCGAUGUCAUCGACUGCACGGCAACGCUGUACUCAAUGGCUAAAUUUUGUGGCGUUGUGGAUGAGUACGGCGACUUUCCUCGGUCGACUGUGGCGUACUGCACCGAUGCACUAUGCAUCUCCAUCGGUUCGUUGUUCGGAUGCUCGCCAGUCACGGCAUUUGUGGAAAGCGGUGCAGGAAUCGCAGAGGGCGGAAGGACUGGACUCACUGCCAUCUUUACUGGGCUCUGCUUCCUCGCCUCUCUUUUCUUCGCUCCGAUACUCUCGUCGGUGCCACCUUGGGCCACCGGUGCUACGCUUGUCCUCGUGGGCUGCCUGAUGAUACGCCAAGUGACUAACAUUAACUGGCAAUAUAUCGGUGAUGCUGUGCCGUCAUUUGUGACGUUGGCGUUCAUGCCUUUCAGCUACAGUGUAGCCUACGGGCUCAUUGCAGGAAUGAUGAUCUACGUCGCUCUGAACACGAUGAUCUGGCUGGUUGUGUACCUUUCAGGAGAGAGAAUCACCCCAGCCAAUUGGGAGAAUCAAGAGGUGUACACGUGGGGCAUGCGACCAGGAGACAUCCCCGGCUGGUUCUUAGCACUUCGCCACAAA